GGCAGUUGGAGACAGACAUCUAGUAAGUUAUGUUAGUUGUGUUGCGGCCUGCUAGGCGAAUAGUUAGUUUGAGGUUAUCUUGUUUACUAUUUAAAAUUUCAGAUUUAUCUCGUCUUUGAAUAUUAAUAACACACGGUUAUUUUAUUAAAUUAUUUGAAUGGUUUAGUGCGAGAUGACGUCCGUUUUAGGCAAGCCAGUUUUGUAUUCCUAUUGGAGAAGCUCUUGUGCUUGGAGAGUAAGAAUAGCAUUGAAUCUGAAAGAAAUCCCUUAUGAUAUUAAACCAGUUUCGCUGAUAAAGGCGGGAGGAGAACAACAUUCGAAUGAAUACAGGGAAAUAAAUCCAAUGGAACAAGUGCCAUCUUUACACAUUGAUGGAAGCACGCUCAUAGAAUCGUUGAAUAUUAUGCAAUAUUUGGAAGAAACCAGACCUCACAGGCCUCUAAUGCCAAACGAUUGCAUCAAAAGGGCAAAGGUGAGAGAAAUUUGCGAAGUAAUAGCAUCAGGAAUACAACCUCUUCAAAAUUUAACAGUCUUGAUUCACGUCGGAGAAGAAAAAAAAGACGAAUGGGCGAAACAUUGGAUAAAACGCGGUUUUAAAGCGGUAGAAAAAUUACUCGCUUCCAGUGCCGGAAAAUAUUGCGUUGGAGAUGAUAUAACAAUAGCGGAUUGUUGUCUGGUACCCCAAGUUUUUAAUGCUAGAAGAUUCCACGUCGACUUAAGACCUUAUCCCACUAUUUUGAGAAUCGAUAGGGAAUUAGAAAGUCAUCCCGCGAUUCGGGCAGCUCAUCCUAGCAAUCAACCAGAUUGCCCCCCAGAAGCUAUCAAAUAAUUGGAUAAAACGAACAAAUUACUAUUUAAAUAUUUGCCAAAAUUAUAUUAUGAAAUAAGUUUUCAUUCAAAUGUUUAUUAAAAAAAUACGCAAUAUAACUUCCAAAUUA
Messenger RNA from Diorhabda sublineata, 938 nucleotides. RefSeq names its product probable maleylacetoacetate isomerase 2. The coding region runs from base 173 to 829 and encodes 218 amino acids. Gene Ontology annotation, cellular component: cytoplasm; mitochondrion. Gene Ontology annotation, molecular function: glutathione transferase activity; maleylacetoacetate isomerase activity. Lineage: Eukaryota; Metazoa; Arthropoda; Insecta; Coleoptera; Chrysomelidae. The record is from RefSeq and is a predicted model, not a curated record. Gene Ontology annotation, biological process: glutathione metabolic process; L-phenylalanine catabolic process. The transcript has 4 exons.